CGUUGCCAUGGCGCCGGUCGCCAAAGUGGAACCCGUGGACCCCCAGCACCAACAGCACGCCCUCUGUGCGCUCACGGCCCAGCUGGGCGCUCCCCCAACUGAGGGCACAGAGCCGCGGGCACGCGGGACAGUCAGAGCGAAGCAAUGGGGGCAUCGAAGACCGUAACACGGACGUGGCCGAGGCCGCAGCCCGAGGCCGCGGCACGGCCAGGGCGCGUCUUCCACAGCACGCUGCUCUUUUACUGGAGGAGGCUGGAGCGCAGACACGGACGACGCAGGUCGGGCACAGGCCGUGGAACGAGGCCCAGGGGCGCGGCCAGGACUCGGGCCUCCGGUUCCGCGCACACCCCGACCCGGGUCUCCGACGCGUCCUUAGCCCGGACCCCUGUCUCUGCCGCUUCCCGGGCGCAGACCAAUGCCCCCAGCCCCGCCUCCAUGCCGGAUACCGCCCCGGGCCCCGCCCCCACCCCCGGCCCCGGCUCAGCCCCAGCGCCCGCGCCCGCGGCGCGCGCGCCCGGCUCCUGUGGCCGCGCCCUGGCGGCGGCGCGCGCGCUGGCCUGGAGGCCGACUUGGAAGCCCAUCUGGAGGCCGACCUGGCCCGGCAGGCAUUGCGCGGGCAACAUGGCGGCGCCCGGCGAGCGGGGGAGUUUCGGCGGUGGGAACCUAUUCUCCUUCCUACCCGGCGGCGCGCGCUCCGAGGUGAUGGACGACCUGGUGACGGACGCGCGCGGCCGGGGCGCGGGGCGGAGAGAUUCCGCCUCUUCGGCCCGGACGCCAUCCCAGGCGCCGGCCUCCGAUUCUCAGGUCGCCGAGGACGCCUCCCGGAGGCUGCCCUGCCGGGCCUGCGUGGACUUCAAGUCGUGGAUGCGGACACAGCAGAAGCGGGACAGCAAGUUUAGGGAAGAUUGUCCUCCGGAUCGCGAGGAACUGGGCCGCCACAGCUGGUCUGUCCUCCAUACCCUGGCGGCCUACUAUCCCGACCUGCCCACCCCAGAACAGCAGCAAGAUAUGGCUCAGUUCAUACAUUUAUUUUCCAAGUUUUACCCGUGUGAGGAGUGUGCUGAAGACAUAAGGAAAAGGCACUCAGGAAAGGGCCCUGUACAGAGGAGUGGGGUCAUGUCGGUCUGUCCACCCACGUGGCUACGGCAAAGGCUGAGCCCAGUGUCCACCUGCCCUGCUGACUCCUGACUACUUGUGAGUGGCCGUGGGGGACUCAGCCCCUUGACCCCGCCUCCUGAUGGGGACCUGGCGGAUGGUCUCCAUCUCGGACCCUGGUCUUGCGGUGAGAGUGGGUGGGGUGGGGUGGAAGGUGGGCAAGGUGGAGGGAGGUGAGUGCUCCAGCCCUGCGCGCGUGGACCAGAGGGAGGGGUGUAGGCUCGGUCCCGCCCCGCGCGCCCCCGCCGCGGCCGGCGCGCACUCCCGGAAGGCGGCGACGGCAGCGGCAGCACUGGCAGCAUCGGCAGCAGCCCCGGGCGGCCUCGGGUGGGGUCGGCCCGACGGACAGAAGGACAGAGGGCGCCGGGGACACGCGGCCCGCCCGGGCUGGCCAUGGAGGGAGCCUCGUUCGGCGCGGGACGCGCAGGGGCCACCCUGGACCCUGUGAGCUUCGCGCGGCGGCCCCAGA
Molecule: messenger RNA, 1624 nt
Organism: Orcinus orca (killer whale)
Lineage: Eukaryota; Metazoa; Chordata; Mammalia; Artiodactyla; Delphinidae
Gene: GFER
Product: growth factor, augmenter of liver regeneration
Exons: 3
Coding region: 145-1188 (347 amino acids)
Biological process (GO): liver development
Cellular component (GO): mitochondrion
Molecular function (GO): flavin adenine dinucleotide binding; flavin-dependent sulfhydryl oxidase activity
Source: RefSeq, a predicted model, not a curated record